GAUAGACUACGCCUUUUAUGUGCCGGACGCUUGCUUGUCCUGCCUGCGUUUCUCUGCUUUGCAACGCGUGCUGCCGCGGCGUCUUCCAUAAUGGCCAACCGGUGCUGGAACGAUGAGGACUUCGGUCCGGCCGUGGCAGGCUGUCCUAGUCGCGGCGAUUUCGACUUUACGCAGCUCUUCGAGGCCGCCGUGCUCUCCAUCCUCCCCAGUUGCCUGUUCCUCCUCGCCGGGACUUGCUGUCUCGCCGCUCGCCGCCACCGCCCCUGGUCUGCCGUCCGUGGCAGCGGUUCGGGCCAUGCCAAGCAGAACCAAAUCGUCGUCGCCUUGCUGGUGGCCGCAAGAUGUGCUUGUCUCGUCAGCAUCGCGACGGCCCCGAGCCUGAGGCCCAGGGCCGUCACCAUCGUCUCGGGUGUCCUGGAACUCGUCGCGGCCGCGCUCAUGAGCCCGCUGGCAUUGGUGGACCGCCGCCGGGCCAGAUACCCCUCGGAUCUACUGUCUGCGUUCCUGGCCGUCACAAUCCUGCUCGACGCCGCCCGCUGCCGCACCCUAUGGCUCCUCGCACGGUCGGAUAGCCGCGUCGUCGCCGCCGGUGUGUCCUUCACCGUGUCCCUCCCCAUCAAGAUGCUCCUGUUGUUCCUCGUCUCGCGGAGCCAGGAUGGCGACGGCGACGGCGACCAGGGCUCUUCCAGCCCGGACACGACGGCCGGCAUCACCAGUAUCAGCCUGUUUUGGUGGCUUAACCCGCUCGUCCGGCUUGGGUAUCGGCAGUCCCUGCGCCUGGAUGACUUGUACACGUUGAAACCCACGUUGGCAUCCCCAGCACAAGCUGCUGACGGCACGGCACGAGAGGGCCACGAGGCGCGGGCCAAGCAUCCCAAUAUCACGGUGCUCAGCCUCGUUAUUCGAGCCACCAGCUGGACCGCUCUCUACCCCGUAUUUCCCCGUCUGGUUCUCAUCGCCUCCGUCGUUGCGCAGGCCAGCCUCACCCGCCGGGUCCUCGACCUGCUCUCCGAGCCCGACGAGUCCGACCCCAACAGGAAGUACGGCCUGAUCGGGGCCACGUUCCUGGUGUACCUCGCCAUCGCCCUGUCAACCGCGUGGUAUGGCUACCUCCACGAGCGUGCCCUGACCCGGCUCCGCGGGUACCUGGUCCGGAGCGUCUACUGGCACUCGGCGCACAUGUCCUCGGCCUCGGCCAGCACAGCCAAGCCGUCCACGCUGGUCACGGUGGACGUCGAGAGCAUAUACAACUCGCUGCGCCAUGUGCACGAGCUCUGGGCGAUCCCGAUACAGAUCGCGAUCGCGGCGUGGCUGGCCUACCGCGAGCUGGGGCCGGCCAGCCUGACCGCCGUCGCCCUCAUAGCGGCCACCUGUGCCGUCGUCGCCGCCGUCUCCCCGCUGACCAUGGCGCGGCAGCGCGUCUGGAUGGCCUCCCUCCAGUCGCGCAUCGGCAAGACCACCGCCGUGCUGGAGUCCAUAAAGACCCUCAAGAUGGCCGGCUUCUCCCGGCGCGCCAGGGCGAUGCUGGAGGGGGCCCGCGCCGACGAGCUGCGCCGCGGGGCCAUGUUCAGGCUCGUGGUGACCGCCUCCGCGACCCUGUCCCAGCUCCCGGCCAUCGUCGCGCCCGUGAUCGUCUUCGCGACCAGCCGGCGCCACGUCGACGCGACUUCUGCAUUCGCAACGCUGAGCUACCUGAACGUCAUGACCCAGCCGCUGAUGACCGCCAUCCAGGUCGUCCCCAUGGUCCUGGCGAGCCGCGUCUGCCUGCAGCGCAUACAGGAGUUCCUGUCGACGCCGGGCCACGUCGACUCCCGCACGCUGGGGCCGAUUCCGCGCCAGGCCGGCGACGAGAAGAAGACGGACGGGGACAGCAAGGGCCAGCUGGCGGUCCGCAUCUCUGGCGCCUCGUUUGGCUGGGCUUCUGACAAGGACUCGGAGCCGGUGUUGCACAAUGUCGACGUGGGGGUGCCCAGGUCUACCUUCGCCGCCGUCGUGGGGCCCGUCGGGUGCGGCAAGUCGACACUUAUACAGGCGGUCCUGGGCGAGGUUCCCGCAAGACCAGGCGGUUCGGUCGCCGUCCACGCGACCCGCGUCGCCUACUGCGCCCAAGCCCCCGUCCUCACCGACGGUACGGUGCGGGACAACAUCAUCGGCCCCAUGCCGAUGGACAAGGCCCGGUACAGGGAGGUGCUGGAGGCCACCGCCCUCGCCUCGGACAUGACACAGCUCGCCCAGGGCGACGCCACAAGGCUCGAGAGCCGGGGCGAGACGCUGAGCGGCGGCCAAAGGCAGCGCGUCGCCCUCGCCCGCGCGCUCUACCACGAGCCCGACCUCCUGCUGGCCGAUGACGUCCUCAGCAGUCUCGACCAGGCCACGAGGCUGUGGGUCUCCCGCCGGGUCUUUGGCCCGGGCGGUAUGCUUCGCAGGCGCGGCGCCACCGUCGUGUUCACCACAAACUCUGACGCUUCCGCCGAGAUGGCGGACCGGCGGAUAGAGAUCUCGCAGGGUGGUCAAGUCACCGUGGCCUCGGUCUCCGGCAACGAGAAGACAGGUGACGGUGACGGCUUCGAAGAGACGGUCGAUGCCUCAAGCUUGAUCGAUGUCCCUGCCGAGAGCGACGGAUCGGAACACAGCACUACUAGUACUAGUACAGGCGCCGCGAGCCCCGACAACGAGAGCCGGCCGCAAGCAGCUACUAGUAGUAACAAGGGAUCGGACAUCAGGACGUGGCUUCGCUACUUCUCAAGCGUCGGGCCGUUCGCCCUCGCCCUGUACGCGGUCCUCGUGGUCGGCUUUGGAAUCUCGAUGACAUAUCCCACCCUCUGGGUCCAGAACUGGGCGUCCGACACGUCGUCCCGGCACUCAUUUGGGUACUACAUGGGCGUCUACGGCGGCAUAGCCGCUUCCUGUAUCACGUCGAACCUCCUGAUGGGCCUGGUAGCCCUCGUGCUCUUCGUCCACAAUGCCGGGACCACACUGCACCACGGUAUCCUCCAGGCCGUCAUGGGCGCCACCAUGCGGUACCUGAUGCAGACCAGUGUCGGCACCACCCUUACCCACUUCUCCCAGGACCUUGGCAUCAUCGACGGCAUGCUGGCCGGCACGCUGAUCAACCUCACAGCCACUGGCGUCAUCGCCGUCGGCCAGGCCGUGCUGCUCGCCAUCUCAUCACCCUGGCUGGCCAUCGGCUACCCUUUCACCCUCGCCGUCCUGUACGCGACGGUACGAAUCUACGUGCCGACCGCCACGCGCCUCCGCGUCCUCGACCUCGAGGCGAAAGGGGCGCUCGUCGCGCACCUCCUGGGCACCGUGUCGACGCUCGCCACGAUGCGGGCCUUUGGCAGGUUCUCCGCCGAGGCGGACCGCAACCAGGCCCUGCUCGCCCGGUCGCAGCGCCCGAGCUACUUCCUGGGGAUGGCGCAGCAGUGGCUCCUCCUCGUCAACAACCUCAUGGUGGCGGGCCUGGCCACCGCCCUGGUCACCCUUUCCACCCUGCUCCGUACGACCAGUGCCGGGGCCGUGGGCGUGGGUCUCGUCAGCUUGAUUAGUCUGGGCAGGAUCCUGGCGGAUAUGGUGCGCGCGUACACCAUGGUCGAGAUCGCGCUCGGCGCGGUGGCACGCCUCGCCUCUUUUGUCCAGGAGACGCCGCAGGAGAGGGAGUUCCCGGGACCAGCGGGCCUGAGCGAGGCGUGGCCCGAGAGGGGGCUCCUGCGCAUCGACAACGCGACGGCCAGCUACGGCGACGGCCCGGACCCGGGGCCCCUGGCCCUUCGCAACAUCACCUUGUCAGUGUCGCCCGGCGAGAAGGUGGCCAUCCUCGGAAGGACCGGUAGUGGGAAGUCUUCCCUCAUCUUGAUGCUCCUAGGCAUGCUAGACCCUCUGCCGGGAUGCGCCCAGAGCAUCUCCAUCGACGGCACCCCCACCGACCAGCUGCGAGGCGAGACGCUCAGGGAGCACAUCAUCGCCAUGCCCCAGCACGCCGUCUUCCUCCCAGAGGGCGCCUCGGUCCGCGAGAACCUGGACCCGCUCGGCCAGGCGGACAGCCACGCCUGCCAGCACGCCCUGGAGCUCGUCGGCCUGCCGGCCCUCGCGGCCGACCAGGACGGCGCCCUGGGCUGGAAGGCCCUAAGCGACGGGCAGCGGCAGCUCUUCUCCCUGGCCCGGUGUGUCGUACGGCGCCGGGCGAGGCGGGCCCGCCACGGGGGCGGCGCCGAGGGAGGCCUGCUCCUCCUCGACGAGAUCUCUGCACAGGUGGAUGAGGAGACAGCAGCGAAGAUGGACGGCAUUAUCCACCGCGAGUUUGAACACUACACGGUCCUGGCGGUGACACACAGGAUGCCGAGCACUCAGGCCUUCCGGCGGGCGGUGGUGAUGGAGGACGGGCGGCUAGUUGAGGAUGGGGAUGUGGAUGCUCUACUUGGUGACGAACAGUCGCGUCUUUACGCACUAAACAGGGGCGGAUAG
Diaporthe batatas is the source of this 4464-nucleotide messenger RNA. RefSeq lists its product as uncharacterized. Gene Ontology annotation, cellular component: membrane. The transcript has 3 exons. The coding region runs from base 91 to 4464 and encodes 1457 amino acids. Lineage: Eukaryota; Fungi; Ascomycota; Sordariomycetes; Diaporthales; Diaporthaceae. Gene Ontology annotation, molecular function: ABC-type transporter activity; ATP binding; ATP hydrolysis activity. Gene Ontology annotation, biological process: transmembrane transport. The record is from RefSeq and is a predicted model, not a curated record.